CUGGGGUCCAGGGCAGAGGGUGCGGGACGGAAGUGAGCGGGUUUUGCCCCUUCCCCCUCUCGCCUUCGCGUGUGCUGCCGCCGCGGCUGCCCGCUCUCCGGCGAGCCGGAGUCUCCGUGCCGUACCCUCGUCCCCGGCCGCGCGGAGCCGGGAUGCACUGCUCCUGCUGUGGGUCCUCAUCAUGGAGACCAAACGGGUGGAGAUUCCCGGCAGCGUCCUGGACGAUCUCUGCAGCCGAUUUAUUUUGCAUAUUCCCAGCGAGGAAAGAGACAAUGCUAUCCGAGUGUGUUUUCAGAUUGAACUUGCCCAUUGGUUUUACUUGGAUUUCUACAUGCAGAACACACCAGGAUUACCUCAGUGUGGGAUAAGAGAUUUUGCUAAAGCUGUCUUCAGUCAUUGUCCGUUUUUGCUGCCUCAAGGUGAAGACGUGGAAAAAGUUUUGGAUGAAUGGAAGGAGUAUAAAAUGGGAGUACCAACCUAUGGUGCAAUUAUUCUUGAUGAGACACUUGAAAAUGUACUACUGGUUCAGGGCUACCUAGCAAAAUCAGGCUGGGGAUUUCCAAAAGGAAAAGUAAAUAAAGAAGAAGCUCCUCAUGAUUGUGCUGCUAGAGAGGUCUUUGAAGAAACUGGUUUUGAUAUCAAAGAUUAUAUUUGUAAGGAUGAUUACAUUGAACUUCGAAUCAAUGACCAGCUUGCUCGUUUGUACAUCAUUCCAGGAAUCCCAAAAGACACAAAGUUUAAUCCGAAAACCAGAAGAGAAAUUCGGAACAUUGAGUGGUUCUCCAUAGAGAAAUUGCCCUGUCAUAGAAAUGAUAUGACCCCAAAAUCAAAACUUGGUUUGGCUCCUAACAAAUUUUUUAUGGCUAUUCCCUUUAUCAGACCAUUAAGGGACUGGCUGUCUCGAAGAUUUGGAGAUUCCUCAGAUAGUGACAAUGGAUUUUCUUCAACUAGUAGCACACCGGCUAAACCUACUGUGGAAAAAUUGAGUCGAACCAAAUUCCGCCACAGUCAGCAGUUAUUUCCUGAAGGUUCCCCAGGUGACCAGUGGGUAAAGCACAGGCAACCACUGCAGCAAAAGCCAUAUAAUAAUCAUUCCGAAAUGUCUGACCUUCUGAAAGCAAAGAAUCAAAAUAUGAGGGGAAAUGGCAGAAAACAGUAUCAAGAUUCACCUAAUCAAAAGAAAAGAACAAAUGGGGUCCACAGCCAGCCAGCGAAGCAGCAGAAUUCCUUGAUGAAAUGUGAAAAAAAACUUCAUCCACGAAAACUUCAGGAUAAUUUUGAAGCAGAUGCUGCAUAUGACUUACCUUACUCUGGUGAAGACCAGUUGCUAGAACAUGCUGAGGGACAGACUGUGGCAUGUAAUGGACAUUACAAGUUCCCCUUUUCAUCCAGAGCCUUUUUGAGUUUCAAGUUUGACCAUAAUGCUAUAAUGAAAAUCUUGGACCUUUGAUAGCAGCAGAUGUGUUGUGGAAGCAUCUGCAAGAUCAGAGACCUGUUGCAUUUGAGUGGGUGUCUCUCUGAGCCUUACCUUUCUCAGGUGUUUUAAAGAAAUGCAGGGAGGCAAUGAUGUUUCUGAAGAGAUUGUUCUCUGUGCAGGAGAGAGAGUGGAAAGAAACAUGAAUUUGGACUGUAAAUGCAGUUUUAUAACCUUUUAUACAGAUGUACCUUUUCAGUAUUUGGCCAAUGAAUUUGAGUUGCUUUUUAUGAGGGCAUUUUUUCCUGUGAUUGUGGCUUUUAUUUUAUAUUCUGAUCAAGAAAAUAGUGUUUAUCAUCAAGUUAAUGGACAUGCUCUGUCCAUACACUUUAGUGAUUGCAAUAAUAGUUUCCUUACAUUGAAAUUUUAAAAGGAACAAAAUACAUAAUUUAUUAAGCAAACCAAACACAAGAGCUGAAAUGUCAUAGAAGUCAAGAUUGCAGGUCAUCUUCUUUGGUGGCAUUUUGCAUAUUUACUUUAACCACUUAGGUUCUCUAAUCCUCCUCUGCUUGAAGUUUCGUUUAAAGCUUUUAUUUAGAGCCAGCACCUGCAAUAUAAUGUUCAAAAUGAACUCUUAGCACUUCAUUUAAGAGCUGAGUCCUCAGCCUGUAUAGGGACUGAGUUGGUUGGGUGGGGAGUUGCUGCUCUAAUUUUGCACUGUGCUGCAUGCAGUCAGUAAACCUGUGGGACUGCUGGAGAGGGUAGCAGAGAGCGCAGAGGCCGGGAUGCAGCAACUGCCUUGGUUAUGUCUUCAACCUGCCGCCAGCCCUUUAGUCUACAAUUAUUUUGUUCUUGUGAAGAUACAUUCUGUAUUACAGUUGUGUAAAUACAUGUGGAAUACUGAUAUUACUAGGUUUUACAUUGCAUCUCAGUGUUGAUCUGUGGAAACUGAUGCUAUAUUCAGUUCCAAUUUGCAGUAGUAGCAGAGACUGACUGACUUUUAUUAGCAUGCUGAAGCCCCUGGGUGAUGGAGCAAGAAUGGAAGGGCUGUGCAGUUUACCCAGUACAGAUAAAGCCUCUCUCUAGGGGAGGAUCAGGAUGGAAAAGUAACAGACACAACUAGGAAUGUAUUUUGCUCUUUCAGGAUUCUUAAAUCCAAAUAAGGAUGGCAGUACCCAUUUUAAGAAGAAUUUCAGUUAUAAUUGAGGACAAUCACCAGGGCUUUAAGGGGGCUUUAGUGUUUGGGCUCCUUCUGAUAUCAAUGAAGGUAUUUGUGUGGGGUGAGGGGGUGGGAGCAUAUGCGUGCGUGUGCAUCUGUCGUGGGUUUUAAAAAUCGUUUUUUACAUGUGGUAUCCACAAAAUAUAUCUCUGCUUGUAAAUUUUAUUGUAGAAAUCUUUAUUCUGUAUAGGUAGCAUAUUUAAUAGGGGUUCAUGUAACCCAUGGGACUUUUAAAAGAAAUGCUAUUGUAAGGAAUUCGCUUGGUAUUACUUUGCUUUAGCUUUUAAAUGGCUUAAUUUUAAAGGAGAAAGUUUAUUUAUUAAUGAAACUGUCACUCUUGGUGCUAAGCAGGAGAAUUCACAAUUGCAGCAUUGUGUUUAGCAUUAGGUUACUUACAAUCCUGCAUCUUUUAAUGUGACAAAUUUGUGAAUCCUUCUGUGACGUUAUAUGAUUGUGUUUGGAAGUUCUUACUCUUCUCUCCAGAAAUACAGCUGCUUUGCUUGGGUCUCCUUGAGCCAUAUUUAUAGUUGGUCCCAGCAUUCCAGGUUUCUGUUAAAUUGUUAAGGGAGUGAAAACUUCGUUUGCCUGACAGUUAAAUCAUUUUUACUCAUUUACUGUCAUCUGGAAACCAAUUAAUUUUUAGUGUUUUAUGUUUUCUUCUUUUUAAGUGAGUACUAUACUAUGGUCAGUCUCUCUGGUGCCUAGAGUUGGAUUUUUCAGCUCUCAAUAUUAAAGCAAAAGAGAUUAGAGUUAGUUAUCAAAAGUGUGUCUUCUAAUAGUGUUGAGCCUUUCAAGAACCAACAGAUUCUCUUUUCAGUUACGGUGGUUUAACCGUAGUUCAAUGUUACUGCAGUUGUGCUGCUUCACUUAAUGCACUGUGGAACAAAAUAGGGUGUUGUUGGGGUGGGGGUUUGAUAAUUUGAGGCUUUUAGCUAUCUUGAGUUUGAGAUUAAAAAAUGUUAAAAGAAGUGAGUAAAGUUUAUGUGUGUGAUGUGACUAAACUAUGCAGAAAAUGUUUAAGUUGGAUGUAUGUGCUUUAUGUACAUCUUGCUAUACUUAUUCCCUCGAACCUGUGUAUUAGUUUCUCAGUGUUCAGGUUUCCUUGAGAAAGGCCAUGCUUAGCACAGAACUGGAUUUCUCCUUUGAGAAACUUUAGCAUGGUUUGAAGAAAUCAGUGAUAAAGAAGUGUGCUGAAUAUGCAAUAAUUUACUUCUGUGUGCUGCAUUUUAAGCUAGAUGAAUAGUUGUGUUG
Molecule: messenger RNA, 3884 nt
Organism: Miniopterus natalensis
Lineage: Eukaryota; Metazoa; Chordata; Mammalia; Chiroptera; Miniopteridae
Gene: DCP2
Product: decapping mRNA 2
Biological process (GO): nuclear-transcribed mRNA catabolic process, nonsense-mediated decay; deadenylation-dependent decapping of nuclear-transcribed mRNA
Cellular component (GO): cytoplasm; P-body
Molecular function (GO): 5'-(N(7)-methylguanosine 5'-triphospho)-[mRNA] hydrolase activity; RNA binding; manganese ion binding
Source: RefSeq, a predicted model, not a curated record